Molecule: messenger RNA, 1814 nt
Organism: Helianthus annuus (common sunflower)
Lineage: Eukaryota; Viridiplantae; Streptophyta; Magnoliopsida; Asterales; Asteraceae
Product: putative receptor-like protein kinase At5g39000
Exons: 2
Coding region: 166-1551 (461 amino acids)
Biological process (GO): protein autophosphorylation
Cellular component (GO): plasmodesma; plasma membrane
Molecular function (GO): transmembrane receptor protein tyrosine kinase activity; ATP binding
Source: RefSeq, a predicted model, not a curated record
GAGAUAGAAGUGCAGAACUCCAACUGGAUGCGUGUUCCUCCUUCGAUCGAUCUCUUUGGACAUUUUGGAUAACCAUCGUUCUAUUCACUGGAAAAGCUAAAGUGAACAGGCUUGAUUAUUUUAGGACAAAGGGAUUAUAUUGAUCUUUGCGAGUAUCUAUUCAAAAUGACGUUAACUGUAACCACCAAAAAGAAGAAGACUCCAUCUUUAUUACCUGCCCUGGAGCAACCAUGCCGCUGCUUUUCAAUGUCCGAGCUCAGGUCAGCAACGAACAACUUUGACAAAAGAUGGUGCAUUGGCCAUGGGGGGUUUGGUAAGGUGUACAAAGGAAAGAUCUCUGAUGGGACAACUAAUACCUACUAUGCCAUUAAGAGGUUGCAUUUCAAGUCUCAUCAAGGAGAAACUGAGUUUUGGGUUGAAGUCGAGAUGCUUUCUAGGCUGCGCCAUUGUAACAUUGUGCCUUUGAUUGGUUAUUGCAACGAGGGGAAAAAGAUGGCCCUUGUUUAUGAGUACAUGCAGAAUGGGACCCUUUAUGAUCAUCUUCACAAGAAAGGUACAGUUUUGACCUGGUCUCAACGGCUUAAGAUAUGCUUAGGAGCUGCACGUGGUUUGGACUACCUGCAUACUGGUACUGGAACACAACAUGGGGUUAUACACCGAGACGUCAAAAGCUCCAACAUUUUGUUGGAUCAAAAUUAUGCUGCCAAGAUUGCAGACUUUGGAUUGGCUAAAAUAGGACCGACAAAUCAGAAAUGUACAUACGUUAGCACCACAGUCAAAGGCACCUUUGGGUAUAUGGAUCCCAAUUAUUUCAACACAGGCAGAUUGACAAGAAAAUCUGAUGUUUAUGCCUUCGGAGUUGUAUUGCUUGAGGUUUUGUCCGGAAGGCCAGCUUUGGAUGCGAGUCUAGAUGAGGGUUUAGCAGUAUGGGCUCAAGAGCUGAUCAGACGGGGAAGAGUCACUCAGAUUAUUAGUUCUAGUUUGAGGGACCACAUUUCAAAGAGUUCUUUGAAGGAAUUCUCACGUAUUGCAGUUCGAUGUUUAAUUAGUCAUCCAAAUCAGCGUCCAACAAUGACUGAGGUUGUAGGCAGUCUUGAUCGGGCUUUGUCAUUUCAAGAAAGAAAGGCUUCUUUGACCAAAGGAAGGAUCAUCAUCAAUAAUGUAUGGUCAUUGCUUACACUUAAAGGCCCUUUUGAACUUAGAAGCACCAUAGCAACUGAAAGUAAAAAUGGCAGUGCAGUUAUCAGUGAGAAUAUUAGCAUACCAGUGCCCGCUAUUGUAACUGAAGUUGAAGUAGACCAAAGAGAGCCUCUAGAAGGACAAGAUGAGAAUCACUCGAAACCAAACCUAGUCAACACUUCUUACCUAAACCAUCCAAUUGACACGUCGGCAUCUGCUUCUACAUUGGACCCCGCUGAAGCGUUCACUGGAUUCACUAAAAUCAAGGAAUCAACACGGAUAUCUAAAAUGGAUGAUUGGUAUUUAGAAUCUGUUUCUCCUUAUGGAAAUGAAGGUUAUGCACCCGGUAGCGGAAUCAAGAUUUUAUUCUAAUGGGUCAAAUGUUUCAGGGUAAAACGGGCUUUUUUUUGUUGGAUUAACCUUGAAGUAUCUACUUUAAUUGGGGCAGUAGAUUUUUAAUGGGUCAAGUUUUCUUAAUUAGUCGUGUUUUUUAUGUUUAAGGUUAAGUUAGUGGGUUAAUGGGUUAGUGGCCCUAAGUUAUUAGUUAGUGGGUCUUUAUUUUGUUCUAUAUAAUGUAAGGGUUGUUUGUUUAACUCUUAAUGAAGCUCUUAAUGGUUUAGACUUCUUACUGGUUC